Molecule: messenger RNA, 2498 nt
Organism: Budorcas taxicolor (takin)
Lineage: Eukaryota; Metazoa; Chordata; Mammalia; Artiodactyla; Bovidae
Gene: TMEM44
Product: transmembrane protein 44
Exons: 11
Coding region: 140-1489 (449 amino acids)
Source: RefSeq, a predicted model, not a curated record
AGUGUGCUCGGGCUGGCCCGCUGCGGCGGAACCGCACAGAAGGGGGCGUGCGGGGCGGCGGCGCCGGGGCCGCGGGCAGCAAGGGAGGCUGCACGCGGGUCCCUGGCCACGCGAAGGCGCGGGCACCGGACUGGGCGGAAUGGAGCCUGCCAUGGGGGAGGCUCCCAGCCGCGCACCGGCGCCCGCGCUCUGGGACUGGGACUACUUGGACCGCUGCUUCGCCCGCCACCGUGUCUGCAUCUCCUUCGCCCUGUGGAUCUGCGCCUCUUCCUGCUGGAUCGCCGUCCACGCGCUGCUUCUGUAUCUGAGAUGUGGGAGGAAAUCUGGACGGGACCAGUCAGCGUUAUGGGCUGCGUGCUGCCUCCUGAUCAGUCUGUGUGACACCAUUGGGGCAAUUCUGGCCAGACAGCUCACCAUUCAGGUCUUCACUGGUGCCUACCUAGCAGCUGUCGACCUGGUGAACUUUGUGUCCAUUCUUUUCCCAGUCUGUGGCUCCAAAUUCAAGUCUAAUUCAGGACGGGGCUCCCGGGAGAGGAAGAGGAGGCGGCGGCUCCAGGCCAGUGUGUUUGCCCUGGUCCUGCCACUGAGCCUGGGCCCGGGCUGGGCUCUGUGGGCCGCCAUCCCAUGGGCUUCAGGCCAUGACCGAGGGCUGCAGAGGAGGCUGCUGGGCAUCCUGGUGCAGGACAAUACAGAAAUCCUCGGCUUCCUGCUGGGUGGCAUCGCGGCCUUGGGCUCCUGGGUUUCCCGGAUCCCCCCACUCUCCAGAAUCUGCCGGGGUAGGACAUUUCCCUCCAUCCACCUGUGGACCCGGCUCCUGUCAGCCCUGGCUGGUCUCCUCUACGCCUCGGCCAUCGUGGCCCAUGACCGGCGGCCUGAGUACCUGCUGCGGGCCACGCCCUGGUUCCUGACCUCGCUCGGCCGUGCAGCGCUGGACCUGUCUAUCAUUUUCCUUUCCUGCGUGAUGAAGAGCAAGAUGAGGCAGGUCUUGGGAUUUGCCUCUGAAGCGGGAGAGAACCCCGACACCCAAGCCCUUCUGACCUGUGCAGAGAAGGAGGAAGAAAACCAGGAGGCAAUGACUGAGAACUCGGAUUGGGUGCCACUCACCACACUCCCACACUGCAAGCCGCUCAGGAGGAUGGCAGCCAUCAGUCGCUACAUGGAGCUGACCAUUGAACCGGUGCAGCAGGUGAGCUGCAGUGCCAGCAGGCUGCCUGGCGACGGACAGAGAGACACAGGAGCCACGUCCCUGCAGGAGCCCCCCUCCUACCCUCCGGUUCAGGUCAUCCAGGCCCGCGUGUCCUCCAGCAGCUCCUCCCAGGUCUCUUCCAUCAACUCGGACCUCGAGCAGAAGUAUUGGGAAGCCCUAAUCUCGGAGCAGUGGGAUCCUGAAGAUGUAAACCUUGGAGGGAACAAAGACAGCAUGGAGACACUCAGAUCACAGGCACACAGGUGGUCUGUGAAGCCAGUGGACUUGCCCUCUGAUGAGUAACACUUUCUGGAGCCAACUCAGCAGCUCAUAGCCCAAGGUCAAGCAUUUGUCAGGAACUGACCAGGGAUCAACCUGCAGGGACAGCCUUGGUAGGAAUUAAGCUUCUGCCGAGGCUGCCCAUGAAAGUGAGGAACCAGAAGCUGUCAUGGAGCUUGGCUGGUCUGCACCACAGCUCAGAAUGGAGCUAAGACUUUGGGCCCAGUGGACAGACUUGAACAUGCCCAAAGUUUGUUCUAAAGAUCUGCAGUUUGUCACAAACCACUUGUGCUUUGACAUAUAAUCUAAAGGACUUUGGGCCCUCUUUUCCUUUUCCCUUUGGAGUCAACCAUACUCUGAAUAUCUGCUGUGAAUGAGUUCAUCUAACAAGCAGCUAAUAUGUUUGGAUCUCAACAAAGCCCCAUUAUGCAAGACCUGGCUAAGCCUAGCGAGCGGUGGGCCCACAUUCUGGGUGUCUAGGACACAAUGACAAGUUCUGAUGGGACCUGGCUACUGCCUUCCAGUAACCCAGUAGAGUUUUCUGCUGAAAGUUGAGAGAGGACUGUUUUGAUCAGCCAAGUGUUUACAAGAUCACUGGUAUUGCAAAGGCAAGCAAAGCAAAUUGCUCUAGGUACGAGGACUUGCUCCAGUCUGGCAAAGUGUGUGCUGGAGCAAGGUCUGCAGGUGAAGGGGACUGUCUGCUUUAGAAGGUAGCUGAAAGCACGCAAAGGAUAGAGGCAUGGCUGGAGGUGUUAAAUUCAAGCACCGAGAUCCCCUUGCAGGUUUAUUUUGGAGCUAAGGUGGGAGGAACACUAGAAUGAAUAAAUCCUGACUGAGAGAACUACAGUAUUUCACCAUGGAGCUCAGGGAUACAUCGGAAUCCCAGCACAGCCUCCAAAGUCAGCCACGAGGGGAUCUGGGAGAAAUGCCAAGAAACACAGCUCUGCUCUUGGCUGGCCCCUGGCAGCCUGUGUGAUUCAGCUGCAGCUGCCCAGCUGCUCCUAAAGGGUAGUGCAAGUCCCACCAGCAUGAA